Messenger RNA from Ipomoea nil (Japanese morning glory), 1398 nucleotides. RefSeq lists its product as uncharacterized. The record is from RefSeq and is a predicted model, not a curated record. The transcript is spliced from 2 exons. The coding region runs from base 251 to 1291 and encodes 346 amino acids. Lineage: Eukaryota; Viridiplantae; Streptophyta; Magnoliopsida; Solanales; Convolvulaceae.
GAUUAGUCCAUGGAAAGAGUGGGUCGUCUAGACAGUCAACUAAUGUGCCCUGUUUUAUUGGUCUUACCAAUCGCAGUUUACCUUUCAAACACAAACUAGUCUUUGACUUUGGCAAACAACUGAACAAAUAUUCUUCUUCCGUUCAACCUGAUCACCAUCAAUCCAUCAUCAUCUUAGCCUCUUCUUCUUCUUCUUCUUCUAUCUGUUCCUCCAUAUUUGGAGUGGAAGUUUGGGAGUUUUAGAGGCUGCCAUGCUGAUCAAAAGUAGCAGCAGAAGGGAAAAGGAAGGGGUGGACCAAAGAAGAAGCUUCUCCUUCAGCUCCCUGGAUUUCAACUCUUCUUUCGGGCCGAUAUCUAACGAUGAAGAUGAGAGUAUUAUUGAUCAAGGCGGUUAUAGCGACGAUGAUGAUGAUGACGCUUACAUUGAGAUAAAUCUAGAUCAUCCGCCGCCGCCUCCGCCGAAAUGUCGGAAUGAAAACGAGGGUGAUGAUGAUCUCGAGUUUCGGGUGUCGUUUUUGGAGGCUGCUCUGCCGUUCAUCGGGAUUUCUUCACCUCCCUCUAAUUCGUAUUAUUCACCUCCCGUGGACUGGCCGCCGGCUCCCAACAAACGGAAAGUGCCUCUUUUCUUGCCGGUGAAUCAUCUGCUCAAUACGUUAGAGGGGCCGCAGAUCGAUGAUAGUAUGGGUGAUGAUCAUUUCCAGAACUCUGCAAUUAGUAAUGACGGCUCCAAACAGCUGGUUCUGAGCAUGAGCAGGGCUAGGUCUAGGACGGCGGCGGAUGGCGGAGGAGUGAUGAACAUGAUGGUAAAAUUCCGGUACGUUAUGAGCUUCCGGUGGAUGGUGGCUUCAAUGUUGAAGAUCCGGCGACAACAGAGUCAGGCGGUAACAUCGCCGUCGCCGUCUUCAACCGCAACACAUUUUAGCAGGCAGAGAGCGAAAUCAGGAGGCGGCCUGGAUUCAAACCAAAAGAUGAGCAGAAGACAAAAGAAGGCGAUCAUCGGUACUAAUAACGGUCCGGAGAAAUCGAGAUCAUCGGUACUGCUGCUGCGGCUGGGGAUAAAGCUGGACGCGAUCAGAGGGAUUGUGGCGUCUGAUGAUCAUCGCGGUGGUAGCAGAAGCCAUCCGAAAAGCUGCCCCGGUUCUAUCAAGUCGUCGCCUCUCCAUCAUCAAGGUCAAGGUGGUGGCGCUACUAGCUUGAGCGGGACACUAGUGUGUAGCAGGGACAACAAUGUUCAGGCCGCCAUUGCUCACUGUAAGAAAUCCUUCGGCCGCUCGGAGGAUUUUAGUUUUUGAAAAACAUAUCAGAUUACACCUCAAAGUAAAUCACGGGGUGUAUUCAACUGUCUACAUAUAUUACCAAACUGUUUGUACACUAUGCCAGCAUAUAAUGAAACAAAAUU